This is a messenger RNA of Cyphellophora europaea CBS 101466, 1785 nucleotides long. Its product is annotated as isocitrate lyase. The coding region runs from base 1 to 1785 and encodes 594 amino acids. Gene Ontology annotation, cellular component: mitochondrial matrix. Lineage: Eukaryota; Fungi; Ascomycota; Eurotiomycetes; Chaetothyriales; Cyphellophoraceae. Gene Ontology annotation, molecular function: isocitrate lyase activity; methylisocitrate lyase activity. The transcript has a single exon. The record is from RefSeq and is a predicted model, not a curated record.
AUGUUUCGACAAGCUCCUCGACUCCUGCGCCGUCCUGCAGGUCAGCUUGCUCGAUCUGCACGCUCGGUCAAAGCGCCCCGGGCCAUGGCCUUCACCCGCUCCGCCUCGAGCCUCACUCCAGUCAGUCCACCAGUAUCGACACAACUACCCUCCGACUCGUUUCAGCUCCUAUCCACCGCCGACAAGGCAGGCGCUGCUGAGGAUGCACUCUUUGAACAGCAGGUUCAAGAUGUCAAGGCCUGGUGGGCUACCGAUCGGUACAAGGACAUCAGAAGGCCGUACAGUGCUGAGGAUGUUGUGAGCAAGAGAGGCACACUUCAGCAGUCAUACCCAAGCUCCAUUACAGCACGCAAGCUGUGGCAACUCAUCCAGGAACGAGGUUCUCAGGGCCAGCCAGUUCAUGUCAUGGGCACCAUCGAUCCCGUUCAAAUGACCCAACAAGCCCCUUACCAAGAGCUCCUAUACGUUUCUGGUUGGACAUGCUCCUCACUCCUCACCACCACCAACGAAGUCUCGCCUGACUUUGGCGAUUAUCCGUACAACACUGUCCCUAAUGCAGUGCAGCGAUUGUUCAAAGCUCAAUCAAUGCAUGACCGCAAGCAGUUCGACGCCCGCAGAAAGAUGUCUGCUGAGGAGCGAGCAAAUACUCCAUAUGUCGACUACUUCAGGCCCAUAGUGGCUGAUGGAGAUACCGGCCAUGGCGGUCUUUCUGCCGUCAUCAAGCUGGCCAAACUCUUUGCAGAGAAUGGCGCCGCUGCUGUUCACUUCGAAGAUCAGCUCCAUGGCGGGAAAAAGUGUGGUCAUCUGGCAGGCAAAGUUCUUGUGCCCAUGGGUGAUCACAUCAAUCGACUGGUGGCGGCUCGCUUCCAGUGGGAUCUGAUGGGUGUGGAGAAUCUGGUUUUCGCCCGCACUGACGCAGAAAGUGGCAAGCUUCUCAGCAGUGCCAUCGAUGUCCGAGACCACGAGUACAUUCUUGGCGUUGCAGGAGAUACUGAGCCUCUUGCUGAAAUUCUGCAGCAAAUGGAGCUCGACGGCGCACCUGGCUCGGAGAUCGACAAGUUCGAGGCCGCCUGGGUCAAAGACCACAAACUUGUCACUUUCGACGAGGCCGUAGAAGCCCACAUCAAGUCCGAGGGUGGCAAUCCUGCCGAAUACCUCUCCAAGACAGCGGCGGACCGCAAUAUGUCCCUGACUAAGCGCCGUGCUCUUGCAGCCAAGUACUCAAAAAGCCCGGUGGUCUGGUCUUGUGAUGUACCACGAACCCGCGAGGGUUUCUACCAUUACCAGGCUGGAAUUGCUGCUGCUACCAAACGUGCAACAGCAUAUGCGCCAUAUGCCGAGCUCUUGUGGGUCGAGACUGCGAGACCCUUAGUUGAGCAGGCCGCCUCGUUCUCGCAGGAAAUUCGUGCUGUACACCCCAAUAAGGGCUUUGUGUAUAACCUAAGCCCGUCCUUCAACUGGAAGAAGGAGGGCUAUGACGAUACCACCCUGAAGAACUUCAUUUGGGAUCUGGCGAAACAUCGUUUCAUCAUUCAGCUGGUCUCGGUGGCUGGCUUACACACCCAGGCUACCAUUACCACCGAACUUGCUCGAAGGUACAAGGACGAGGGUAUGCUUGCAUAUGUCAACAUGAUACAGAACAAAGAGCGUGAACUCAACAUUGAUGUGCUCACUCACCAGAAAUGGAGUGGUGCUCCCUACAUGGACGGCGUCCUUGGUGCUAUCCAAAGUGGUAGUAGUGGAACCAAAGGGAUGGGUGAAGGCAACACUGAAGACACCUUCUAA